ACGUCUUCAUCAUCGGGUCCUAAACCCUGCGUUUUGUUUUUGACGAAUAGCGAGCGAGGAAAAGCGAGUGUGCUCCUCGCCGUGGCUCAUGAGUUUCUGAUGCAUUCGUCGUAUCAAAUCCACGUUGGGUCGUUUAGGCCGCUGAAGAAGCAGAUCGCGGAACUGAAUUAUCAUGUUUUGUCGUCUGGAGCGGGUCGUCACACGGCCGUAUUGGAGGUGAUUCCGGGGCCGUCGCUGAGAGAAGUUCAGGUUCGAGAUGGCUGGGUAGGUGAUGGGUGGGAGGUUCAUCGGAUUGGGCUGUGUACGGCUUUGAAGAUGUAUCAGAGUGUUUUGGUGCCGGGGUUGCUUCCGUGGAUGGGGGUUGAAUAUGUGGAUAUUUAUGAUGCGAUUGUUGGGGUCGUUCAGGCGCUGGCGCCGGUUUUGGUGGUGGUUGAUCCGUCUUUGGUUCCGGCUGUGGAUGUUUGUCGUAAUUUGCGUUGGAGAUAUGUAUUGUUGGGGCUCGGUUCGGGGUUUGAAUACCCGCUGACGUGCCGGGAUAAAUUGCGCAACGUGUACCUGGGUAUUCGUCUCCAAGGGGCGGUUAAGAACUCAGAAAGACUGCAGGACGUGGAGAACGCCCGUCACGCCUGGGGAAUCCAAGGACCGACCCCUAUCCCAUAUUUGCAGCACGGCAAGACAAUCAACACCACGAUUCUCAGCCCUGCUCACCUGGAGACCGACUUUCCGCUGACAGUUCCCGAUAAUGUCACUCUCUGCGGACCUAUCAUCCCCCCUCAUCGUCCCAUCGGGGAGGAGGAUCCCGAAAUCGCCCAUUGGCUCUCGCAGCGUCCUACCAUGUUAAUCAACAUGGGUACCCGGUUCCACUACGAUGAGAAGCAGCAGAUCGUGUUCGGCAGGGCCGUGUGCAAAUUGCUCGACGCAAAGCCCAACCUGCAGGUCCUGUGGAAGCUGCAGCGCGACGAAGAGGUGACCGUCAGUCCGAACCUCGUCGAGAUUCUACAGCUUCAUAUGCUCGACCAACGUGUGCGGAUUGAGGACUGGUUUGCCUUCGAGCCCAUGUCUCUGCUGAUGAGCGGCCAUAUCACUUGUGUGGUGCACCAUGGGGGAGCCAAUGCCUACCACGAGGCUGUCCGGGCGGGUGUCCCACAGGUCGUUCUUCCGAUCUGGUUCGAUACGUACGACUUCGCAGCGCGGGUGGAGUAUCUCGGCCUCGGCGUCUGGGGCAGUCGCCAGACCGCGCCGGGCGUGAGUGGAGAGGAUCUAGUUGAGGCGCUGCUGCGCGUGCUAGUCAGUGACGAGCUCAGUGGAUUCCACGGGCGGGCCCAGCAUGUCGCUGCUCAGUUGCCUCUGAAGGAUGGACGGGUGAUUGCGUACGAGAAGAUCCUCGAGGUGUUGAACCAGCCGUGGGAGGCUCCUCCGACUCAAUUGAACCAUCUCCCCGCAUCCCAUCCGGUUUCCCCCUGCUCAUAUAUAACUCCCGUCACCUCUGCUCUCCAACACCAAUUCCUUUUCACUGUCACCCUUCCAUCCAAUUUCCUUUCUCUCACAACUAAACCAAUAACUACCACCACCACAAUGGCCUCCGAACGCAUCACCUGGAUCGGCCUCGGCAACAUCGGCCGCGCCAUGGCGCAAAACAUCGCCACCAAAGGUCCCCAAACGCACCCGAUCACCCUCUACAACCGCACCUCCAGCAAAGCCAGCACCUUCGCCUCGACCCUCCCCCCCAACAAAGCCACCGUAAGCACCUCCCUCACCGACGCCACCGAUUCCGCAACCAUCAUCUUCAUCUGCGUCGGCGACGACGCGGCCCUCGAAUCCAUCAUCUCCCGACUCCCCCCCACCUCCCUCGCCUCCAAAAUCAUCGUCGACUGUUCCACCGUCCACCCCGACACAUCCCGGAAAAUCCACACCACGCUUGCCGCCCACGGCGCCUCCUUCAUCGCGUGUCCCGUCUUCGGCGCCCCGGCGGCCGCCAUCGCAGGCCAACUGGUCGUCGUACCAGCCGGGGACGCGACAUCCAUCGACCGGAUCAAGCCAUUCCUAGACGGCGUCACAGCCAAAUCGACGAUCUCCAUGGCCGGGGAGGACGUAGGCCGAGCAACCACCUUAAAAAUCCUCGGCAACACAUUCAUCCUCAACACCGUCGAGACAGUCGCAGAGGGAUUAGUCACGGCCGAGAAAACCGGAUUAGGGGUGGAGGUGUAUCGACAGUUCUUGCAUAGUUUUUUCCCGGGCCCGUUUGCGUUGUAUGCGGAUCGGAUGGUGUCGGGGGAUUAUUAUCAGCGGGAGGAGCCGUUGUUUGCGGUGGAUUUGGCGAGGAAGGAUUUGAGACAUGCGGCGAGUUUGGCGGGGGAGGUGGGGGUGAGGUUGAGGAGUGUGGAGGUUACGGAUGGGUAUUUGGGGAAGGUUAAGGAGGAGAGGGGUGUUAAGGGGGAUAUUGCGGCCGUGUAUGGGGCUGUGAGGAAGGAGUCGGGGUUGGAGUUUGAGAAUUAGACUUAGAUAGGGGGAUAUAUGAAAGAUAUAGUUAGUUAUAGAUUGGUUGAGCUAUUAGUCAUCUUUGGGUAUGAUCUUGGAACUUUC
Aspergillus ibericus CBS 121593 is the source of this 2583-nucleotide messenger RNA. RefSeq lists its product as uncharacterized. The transcript has 5 exons. The record is from RefSeq and is a predicted model, not a curated record. Gene Ontology annotation, molecular function: NADP binding; oxidoreductase activity, acting on the CH-OH group of donors, NAD or NADP as acceptor; NAD binding. NCBI's taxonomy places the organism in Eukaryota, Fungi, Ascomycota, Eurotiomycetes, Eurotiales, Aspergillaceae. The coding region runs from base 100 to 2496 and encodes 798 amino acids.